Styela clava is the source of this 516-nucleotide messenger RNA. NCBI's taxonomy places the organism in Eukaryota, Metazoa, Chordata, Ascidiacea, Stolidobranchia, Styelidae. The record is from RefSeq and is a predicted model, not a curated record.
UUUUGCUCUGAGUUUUGUUCACAGUCACUGGAAAAAGUUUGUUCUAUAACUCACAGAUUUAUUUACUAUAGGCUGGAGUACUGUUAUUCUGCACUAUGGCCUCUUUAGUUUGGCGUAGACUCCCUCAAUAUGCUCCACAAAUGUGUCGCUUCGCUCAUGCUCCAUCGCAGCAAUCUACUGCAAUGUUCAAAUGGAUGACUUACCUUGGCAUCCCAGCAGUUGUGGGCACAACAGCUAUUUUUGUUUACAAGCGAGAGCAACAACAUCAUGCGCAUUAUCACCGACCAGAAUACAAAUCGUAUGCACACAUGGGACUCAGGUCUAAGAAAUUUCCGUGGGGAGAUGGCAACCACUCUCUCUUCCACAACCCCAAAACCAACGCUAUUCCUGGGGAGGGAUAUGAAGAAGAUCACUAGGAUAAUUCGAUCUAAUAACACUAUUUUAUUCGUGUGAUUUGAAGUUUGAAAAGUUGUGGUAAUAUUAUUCUGUUCCCUAUCCAUUAAAUGAGAGAUGAUA